UACAGUAAACCACUCUACACUGUAACAAGCACUUCAAUUCAUAUAAUUGAAAUAUUGAGGUUUGCCCUGAAGAGGGCACAACAUCAUCACAUUUGCUGAGGAGAAAAGCAAAUGGGAAAGAUAUGAGGAUGUUUCAGGUGUAGGGGGAAAUUAUUUACACAUUGCACAUCUUUCUAUUUCAAAAAUAGUUAGACGACACAUUAUCACUGGAUUUCUGAAAGACCACAUUAUGUAGGCUAAUGAUUGAUAACAUUGUGGAAAUGUAGCCUACGGUAUAAACAAGCGGAAUAGAAUCAAAUAAUUUGAAUGGUAUGAUACCAGAAAUAUCCUACAAUCACAUCGAAAUCCAUUUGGCAGACAUUGCCCAACAUAGGCUUAAGAAAAUAUUGGCAAACAUAUUGAAUUGAAAACAUGAUUAUGGCCGUGUUGGAGACGAUCAAAAUCGCAAUGUAUCAUUGGUAAAUUGUGAUGGAUUGACUGAUCUACAAAUAAUAACGAGUCGUUAUUUAUGAUGCAAGGUGAUUUGUAAAUCAGACAGACACCUACAUUCAUUUUGAUUCUCUGGAACACGGCCAGUGCCUAGAUGGCGGCUUGCAGGAGAGCAAUACCUUAUACGUCAGAGCGACGCUGGCAAUGACGAGCACACCAACUCUCCUCCAUGCCUUUACCUUCGGCUCCAAAAAAAGAGAAGCCCUCAUCAGUACCACUGCGAUGACACUUCUGUAGCCUGUGACCACGGGUACAGACCAACUUCUGUCAACUUGAAUGAUCAAUAAUUAACGGUCUUUGGACCACAUUUGCUCGACUGAGAACAACAAACAACUCUUACUCUUUUAACAACUAAACUAACCAACCAACUACAGUUCUGUGAACAUUUCGUGGGUGCGUUUGUUUCCCUUAUGUCCCGAAAAUCUAGCGACAAUGACUAUAGUCUUCGUAGUAUGAGCAACCUGAUGGGUGAGAGGAGGAAGAAAGUGAACGAUGACGGAGAGCGGAGCCUCAUCAAAGCACCGUCCAACGCGAGCAUCAACAGCCAGGCUGUCCCUGCCAAUGCCGCUACCGCCACCUCCACCGGGGACCUGGAGAGAGAGGCGCGUAAACAGUUCCAGCAAGAUGUCACGCCUGCGUUUGUUUAUGUUCUGGCCGCGUUCUCUGCGCUGGGUGGCUUUCUGUUCGGCUAUGACACCGGGGUAAUCUCGGGAGCGAUGCUCCUGCUCAAGAGGGAGAUGAAUCUCAGCGCCCUGUGGCAGGAGGUUCUGAUCUCUAGUACUGUGGCUGCCGCCGCGCUGUCCGCGUUGGCCGGCGGGUUCUUGAACGGAGUUUUCGGGCGCAGGGUCUGCAUCCUCCUGGCUAGUUUUAUCUUCACAUCUGGGGGAAUAGUGCUUAGCGCAGCUCCCGAUAAGGAGGUUCUCCUGGUCGGACGUCUCAUUGUCGGGCUUGGACUUGGUAUUGCGUCCAUGACGGUGCCAGUGUACAUAGCCGAGACGUCUCCCCCCCACCUGAGAGGCCAGCUGGUGACAGUAAACACACUGUUCAUCACGGGAGGCCAGUUCACUGCCAGCAUCAUAGACGGGGCCUUCAGCUACCUACGCCACGAUGGAUGGAGGUAUAUGUUGGGUCUGUCGGUGGUCCCUGCGGUGCUCCAGUUCGUGGGGUUUCUGUUCCUGCCAGAGAGCCCCCGCUGGCUGAUCCAGAAAGGCCUUACCCAGAAGGCCCGCCGCGUGCUCAGCCAGAUUAGAGGCAAUCAGAACAUUGACGAGGAGUACGACAGCAUCAAGAACAGCAUCGAGGAGGAGGAGAAAGACUGCGGAGGAGAUGGCCCUGUGAUCUGGAGGAUGCUGACCUACCCCCCCACACGGAGAGCACUCCUGGUGGGAUGUGGACUACAGAUGUUCCAACAGCUCUCUGGGAUCAACACUGUCAUGUACUACGGCGCCACCAUCCUGCAGAUGUCGGGAGUGCGGGAUGACAAGCUGGCCAUCUGGUUGGCCGGGGUCACAGCCUUCACCAACUUUCUGUUCACCCUCCUGGGGGUGUGGCUAGUGGAGAGGGUUGGCCGCAGGAAACUCACACUGGGGAGCAUCAUCGGAACAUGUCUGAGUCUGUCUCUGCUGGCCAUUGGGUUUCUGCUGUCUGCCCAACACACCCCUCCUGUCACCCUCCACCCCACUGACCCCUCAAUGGUCAACUCCACCUGCAACAGACACCUGCUGUGUGAGCCGUGUAUGCUGGACCCGGCGUGUGGCUUCUGUUACCGUGAGAACAGCACGGCUCUGUUCGCCUCAUCCUGUGUACCUGUCAAUACAGCCUCCACAGAGAAGGCAGCCUGGGGCAGGUGUUCCAACUCGACCCAGCUGAGAGUCCAUACGUACUGGGCCUAUAACUACUGUCCCACCUCCUACUCCUGGUUGGUCCUACUGGGUCUUGUUCUCUAUCUGGCUUUCUUCGCCCCAGGUAUGGGUCCGAUGCCGUGGACAAUCAACUCUGAAAUUUACCCCCUGUGGGCCCGGAGCACAGGGAACGCCUGUUCAGCUGGAGUCAACUGGACGUUUAACUUCCUGGUCUCCCUCACCUUCCUCCAUGUGGCUCAGAAUCUCACCUACUACGGAGCGUUUUUCCUUUACUCCAGCCUGGCUCUGCUUGGGUUCUUCUUCAUCUACGGCUGUCUUCCUGAGACUAAGGGCCGGAGGCUGGAGGAGAUUGAGUCCCUGUUCGACAACCAGCUGUGCUCCUGCGGGGCCACGGACUCUGACGAGGACCGGCAGGUGGAGUACAUCAGGGUGAAGGGGAGCAACUACCACCUCUCUGAUAACGAUGCCUCCGACGUGGAGUAGCCCUCGCCCGUGUGCCAGCCUGUCUGUGCUUUCGUGCCAACUCACUGUCACUCAUUGUCAUGCCAAAUAAUGGCUUGACGAUGACAGCCAUGAGGUUGGCAAGAGCACAAACAGAUCUGGGACCAGGCUAAAGUAGCCCAGUCUAGUUUGUAACUUUGGCCCUGGAUAUUGUCUCUGUUCUCUCAUCUCAGAAAGUGUGUAUCAAGUGACUCAGAGCAGGAGUGUUGAUUUAGGAUCAGUUUAACCUUUUAGAUCAGAGUGAAUGAUAUUACAUGGACAGGAAGCUUGAUACAUGUACAUACAGCCCCUGAUCUGCAUCCUCCCCGAGUCCUCGUCUCUGGUUAGCCUCACAGCCACGUAGGUUACAUUGCUCCAUCAUUUUCACGGACAGGGUAGCUCUUUGUAACACGUGAGUUACUUGCACAUUUUAUUUAGCCUAUUUAAUGUUGUAGAUACAUCUAUAGUUUGAUGAGAAUCUCCUUUUUCAUUUAAGAACCAUCACGUGAAUAGUAUUAAGCAUACAUUACAUUCAUAUAUAUAUAUAUAUAUAUAUAUAUAUAUAUAUAUCUAUCCUCAGCAUUUACACAUCCAUUUUACUGUUCAUCUGUCGCAUUAUUAUGAAUUUCCAUAUAUGUGAGGCAGACCAACUACGAUUAACAAAACUAUUGCCAUUUUCCUCACAUAAAACCAUAUGAUUAGAGAUACAACCUCUUAACAACAAAACCUUAUUGUAGGAGGCCAAACAUCCACCAAAAGUGUUAAAUUCAGAGCGAGGGGUUGUAAUAUAUAGUGUUGAUACCAGUAUGCCUUUCUAUAUGAAACACAACUCAGUACAAUAUUGUCUCAGCUUGUCUGUAGCAUCACAAACGGGGUGUCAGACACUAGUAAUAUACCUGGGCUCUACGUCCCAAACGGCACCCUAUUCCCUAUAUAGUGCACUACUUUUUAACUAGAGCCUUAUGGGCCUUGGUCAAAAGUAGUGCACCAUAAAGGGAAUAGCAUGCCAUUUGAGACACGAGCUGGUCUCCAUCUAAUGAUGAAGUUCAGUCUUGCUUUGCAGUUUGUUUAAUCAUGUUGGUUGUAAAGCUACAGUAGCACAUGACCUGUCUCUGUUGUCUCAUGAGUAAACCUAUGAAUUAUUAGCUUAUUUAUUCCAAUGUAUUUUACCCAUGAUGUCGGUGCCUGUACUGAAGUGAAAUGUAUGAAGGAGUCGUGAUGAUAGCCUUUUAAAAUUUUAUUUCAGAAGUUGCACAAAUGUUUUUAUUGAUAAAUGUUGACGAGACUAUUCAUUGGGUUACUCAGACCAUCAGAGAGAAUACCCAUACAUUGAAAUGGACAGUUUAGUCAGUUAAUGUUACACACAUAGUUGCCCUUUGGGAAAACAAUGUCAGAAAGAAUGUCUUAUUUCAUCUCCAUUUUACGUUGUGUCUUCCUCCACAGCCUUAUGUACAAAUCGCAAUGCAUUACUCUUCACGUGAAAGAGCUGGGGUUCUCGUGUUCUAAAGGGUCGAGGAGUACUGUACUGUACUUGCUCAUGUCAUUUUAUAUAUCGUUAAACUAUGUAAGGUGACGCAUUUUUAGUUGAGUACUUGAGUACAAGAUUUGUGUGUAGCAGACUCUCGUUGAAAGUGGUCAACAUAACGUCGCUGAGAAUAAUGUCUGUGUAUUAUUGUCAGUGACAAAACCAGAUAGAUAGCUACUAUUGUGAAUUCAAAUAGGAUUUUCUUUCGACUGAAAUGAAAUGACAGCAUUUCAAGUUAUCACUAGGUGUGUUUUGCCAGUUCAUUGGAACAACAGUAUCAAUAUUGGAUUAUUGAGUAUUUAUUAUCCAUAUAUGAGUAUCUGAUUAGAAAUGUGAUUAGAAAAGAGAGGAUACUAUAAAUCGGACUAAACUGGAGGUUCACUGGAAGACAGAAUAACGUUUUGCUUUUAUUAUCACAGAUAGUUCGUUAGAGAAACACUUUAUUGCACAUCCUGGUCACAGAGGCGACAACACUGUCGUCAUGUACCAAAACAUGUAAAUGAGAUGGUGUCAAACAGGUUAUUUGAUGUGUUGUGGUCCUAGAAUGCACUUUUGAUUUUGAAGACGGUCACAACCGCUUGCCAACCCAUCCUGUUAUUAUUAUAUUGCCUUCUUUGCUUUAACUCCUAAAUGGGGUCAUCCAAUGUGUUUAUGGUGAACGGGUGCAAUUUUUUCUAUGUGAAAACAAAAUGAAGUGCAGUGUUUCUAUUCUAGGUUAUGAAGAAGAACUAGUGAAGAUUUUCAAACAAAUAUUUAUCCAGCGCUGUAUAGUAUACAUUUGAUUAUUGUUGCUGUAAACGUUUUGCCAGAAUUUAUAUUCUAUCAAAGUAAAUAUAUUCAUGAGAAUCUUGAACACUUGAAUAUGUAUCGGGGGAAAAUAAAUAAACGGAUUAUCUUGCCA
Oncorhynchus keta (chum salmon) is the source of this 5257-nucleotide messenger RNA. Its product is annotated as proton myo-inositol cotransporter-like. Lineage: Eukaryota; Metazoa; Chordata; Actinopteri; Salmoniformes; Salmonidae. The record is from RefSeq and is a predicted model, not a curated record. The coding region runs from base 900 to 2834 and encodes 644 amino acids. Gene Ontology annotation, cellular component: membrane. Gene Ontology annotation, molecular function: myo-inositol:proton symporter activity. Gene Ontology annotation, biological process: transmembrane transport. The transcript is spliced from 10 exons.